CUUUUCUCACUUGGCGUCCCGGGCUCGAGCUGACUAGACGCGGAGCCAGUUAGUGUUUCCUCCUCCCCCUGCCGGGGUCUGUCCUCCCUCCGCCGUCUCCUUUUUCUCCGCCCGCGUCCCCGGGGGGCAGCGUGUGGGAAGAACGAAUUUCCGCCCGGUUUGCUCGCUACUCGCCGAGUUGGGUCCUUUCCGGACUCAGCCCGCGCUCGCCCGGCGGUUCCACCCGCGCCGCACUCCUGGUCCCGAACCGAGACCGAAGAGGCGCCGGCUGCGGAGGCCGAGCCUCCGGGGCUGCACAGCCAAGCCGCGCCCCCGGGGAGCUCUUGGAACGGCUCCCUCCUGCAGCUGGGGAAUCCGCUGGGCGGGGAGAAUCCGCGCCAGGGAAUCCAGCUCUCCGGACUCUGCUGCAAACAAAAAGCACCAGGGCUUGCUCCCUCCCCCGUCCCCCGACGCACACCAGGAGAAAUACUUUUCUACAGAAAUGCAACAAGUAGCACCCGGAGCUCGCCGAGCGCUCUGCGCUGCCUAACUUGGCCUGGAGAAGCCCGCCUGCAGAGACAGGGGCCAGCCACCGGACAAAGAGCAGAGGAGGGGCUGGACUGCGCAGUGAAAUCCGAAAGAGGCCAUUUAGCGACUCUAGCCAGGCCAAGGGGAAUGCGGAGAAGACACGGAGCCGGCAGGCUAAGAGGACUAUCCGGCCGCAGCACGCAGGGCGGACGGCGAUGGAGGCUGUCCGUGCCGUGCGCUUCCUGCUCGUGGUGUGCGGUUGUCUCGUGCUCCCGCCGGGGGCCGAGCCGGUGUGCCCCGAGCGCUGUGACUGCCAGCACCCCCAGCACCUCCUGUGCACCAACAGGGGGCUCCGCGCAGUGCCCAAAAUCAGCUCGCUGCCUAGCUCCCAGGACGUGCUCACCUACAGCCUCGCAGGCAACUUCAUAACUAACAUCACCGCCUUUGAUUUCCACCGACUGGGGCAGCUCAGACGGCUGGACUUGCAGUACAACCAGAUCCGCUCUCUGCAUCCCAAGACCUUUGAGAAGCUCUCCCGGCUGGAGGAGCUCUACCUGGGAAACAAUCUCUUGCAGGCGCUCGCCCCUGGCACUCUGGGCCCGCUGCGCAAGCUACGCAUCCUCUAUGCCAACGGCAAUGAGAUCAGCCGCCUAAACCGCGGCUCCUUCGAGGGUUUGGAGAGUCUGGUCAAGCUGCGGCUGGAUGGGAAUGCUCUGGAGGCGCUGCCAGACGCGGUCUUUGCCCCGCUGGGCAACCUGCUAUACCUACACCUAGAGUCUAACCGGAUCCGCUUCCUGGGCAAGAAUGCCUUUGCCCAACUGGGCAAACUGCGCUUCCUCAACCUGUCUGCCAACGAGCUGCAGCCUUCCCUGCGCCACGCGGCCACCUUCGCACCGCUGCGCUCCCUCUCCACUCUCAUCCUCUCGGCCAACAGCCUGCAGCACCUCGGCCCGCGUGUCUUCCAGCACCUGCCCCGCCUUGGCCUGCUCUCCCUUAGGGGCAACCAGCUCAUGCACCUGGCUCCUGAGGCCUUUUGGGGAUUGGAGGCUCUGCGCGAGCUGCGCCUCGAGGGCAAUCGACUGAGCCAACUUCCACUGGCGCUGCUGGAACCUCUGCACAGUCUGGAAGCGCUGGACCUAAGUGACAAUGAGCUGUCUGCCCUACACCCAGCCAUCUUCGGCCACCUGGGCCGACUGCGUGAACUCAGCCUACGCGACAACGAGCUCAGUGCCCUCUCAGGGGACAUCUUCGCUGCCAGCCCGGCCCUCUACCGGCUGGAUCUAGACGGGAACGGCUGGACCUGCGACUGCCGGCUGCGGGGCCUGAAGCGCUGGAUGGGCGACUGGCACUCGCAGGGCCGGCUCCUUACAGUCUUUGUACAGUGUCGCCAUCCCCCGUCCCUUCGAGGCAAGUACUUGGAUUACCUGGAUGACCAGCAGCUGCAGAACGGGUCCUGCGUGGAUCCCCCGCCCUCUGCAUCCCCAACUGCAGACAGCAGGCAGCGGCUCCUUGCGGGGGAGGAGGAGACGACGCCCCCUGCAGGAGGUUUUACAAAGGAGUUGCAGCCACAGCCACAGCAGCUGCCCCAACAACGGGGGCGAUUUAUAGCUGGGGUGGGCUGGGACGCUGCUGCCAGGGAGAUCGUGAGCAACCGCAGUGUUCUAAGGCUGAGCCGGCGGGGCCCAGGCCUCCUGCAGCACGUGGGCCCCUCCACAGCUCCUGCUGAGGGCCCAGCUCCACAGCCCCUGGACCUGCACGGGAAGCCCGAAGCGGGACGUCAGACCCGCGCCAGCCCGGCUCGGGCGGAGCCCACCCCGACGGUCGAGUCCGCCCUCCCGUCACUGCCGCCCCGCGACCCCUGGCAGCGCGCAGCGAAGCAGCGUCUAGCGGCCGCCGAGCAGCCGGAGCGUGGUGCCCAGUCCGACGGCGGGGUUGGCUUGCCGCCGCUGGUGUCCGAUCCGUGUGACUUCAAUAAAUUCAUUCUAUGCAACCUGACGGUAGAGGCGGUGGGCGCCAACAGCGCCUCGGUGCGCUGGGAGGUUCGAGCGCACCGCAGCCCCCGGCCCCUGGGCGGCGCGCGCUUCCGCCUGCUCUUCGACCGCUUUGGCCAGCAGCCCAAGUUCCACCGCUUCGUCUACCUGCCGGAGCGCAGCGACUCGGCCACGCUGCGCGAGCUGCGCGGAGACACCCCCUACCUAGUGUGUGUCGAAGGUGUGCUCGGAGGCCGGGUCUGUCCCGUGGCCCCCAGAGACCACUGCGCAGGGCUGGUCACCCUGCCGGAACCUAAUAGCCAGAGCGGCGUCGACUAUCAGCUGCUGAUCUUGGCCCUGCUGGCAGUGAACGCGCUGCUGGUGUUCCUAGCUUUGGCGGCCUGGGGGUCGCGAUGGCUGCGGAGGAAGCUGCGGGCCAGGCGGAAGGGCGGGGCCCCUGUCCACGUUCGGCAUAUGUACUCCACCCGACGGCCCCUGCGCUCCAUGGGCACCGGUGUCUCUGCCGACUUCUCUGGAUUUCAGUCGCAUCGGCCGCGCACCACAGUGUGCGCGCUCAGCGAGGCUGACCUCAUUGAGUUCCCCUGCGACCGCUUCAUGGACAGCGCUGGCGGGGGCGCUGGUGGCAGCUUGAGGCGGGAGGACCACCUCCUUCAAAGAUUUGCAGACUAGAUGCAGGACCUACAGGAGACCUUCUCAUUUGCCUUAGCCUCUCUGCCACCCCUCAACCCACCUCAGGGGAAAGCCUUAUUUUAUCAGAUCUCCUGUUCUUUUGGCAUUUGCCAGAGAGGUGAAGAGGACAGAGAGCCACUCACCAGUACUUGUGAAGCACAUGGGUAGUACUUGGUGCUUAAGGCAAUAGUAGGGGAGUAGUGGGUGUGGGGGCAGAGAUAAGAGGUUGUGGAACAGGUAGGGGAUGGCUUACAUAUUGGAUGCAAUGCAGUAAUCUGGCGGCCUCUGGGGUAGACCAGAGUGCUUGUGCCUCCAGCAUGGUGAGAAGCAUUUUGGUGCAUACUUUGUUUGCCCAGUGUUAAAACAAGGGAGUUUUGUUUAUAUUUAAGGCAAAAGGAACUCAGCUCCUUUGCAAAGGAGGCUUGGCAACUGUCCCCACUGGUUUGGUGGUCUCUGCCAAGAAGGUUGUUUUAAACAGGUGAGAACACUCUCACCUAGUCAUUUAUGUUGACUAAUAGAGCAUUCAGGAAACCGUAAGGUUAGAUAAUAACAAACACUAUUUUUUUUCUUCAACAAUGUGAAGAGCUGACAUUUAACAAACUGACCAAUAAACUGAAAGACUGUUUUAGUUGGACUGGGCCAUUCAACUAUUUUCCUUUUAAGGUGAACAGGAUAAGCACGUUGGGUGACUUUGACAGUAAAACUUACAUACGUUCUCAGGAGAAGACUGCAUGCAAGACCUCUCUGUCAGGGUUGCUCCUGUGGUUUUAAUUUUAUUUUUUUAACCUAAGUAUGCAAAAGGAAAUUUCAAUGCCAGAUUUGAUAGAAGAAUGUACUAUGUAUGUAACUGAUGACCCCCUGGGAAACCUGGCAUAGCUCACUUACCACAUUUCAGACAGUGUGUCCAGAUGGGACUAAAUUCGAGGUGCUCAGUGCAUUUUUAUCACUGACAAUACUGUGCCUGCUUCUCCUGAGUUACAGUUAAGUGAUAAAGGUAAUUUCCUAAUGGGGAAGCAGGAGAUAACUGUCCUGGCUGGGGGUAGCUCAGAGGUAGAGCCCUUGCUUAGCGUGUUUGUGUGUGUGAGGCCCUGGGUUUGAUACCCAGCAAAUCGAAAACAAAAGAAAAGGUAAUUGUCAGUUGAUAGUGCAGUCUUUGGCCACAUUAAUCCCUUUCUUUGUAUGAAAUAGCAGACAGGAAAAAAUUAUGAAAGACAAAUGUGAAAAGAAAUACAUUAGUGGGUGUCUCUUUCUACUAAAACCAGAAAAUUGUUAUGAGUACUUAAACCUCACUGUGAAAUAAUUAUAUGUUUUUCAAAUUAAUCCUUCCACUACCCAGUGUUUUAUUGUGUUAUUAAAUCUUUUAGUAAAUAGUUGCAGUAUUUCUUUUCAGUGUUUUUUAUUCUAAAUUUAGGAUUAGGCUCUUUUGCUUGUUCAGUGUUUUCAACUAUCUAGGAUAGAUUUGUUCCCUGAUAUUUAUGAAGUACAUGUUUAUCACUAAAUGUAGUGGUUGGGUUUAUGUUACUAAUGGUGUGUGUGGUCUGAUCAAGCAGUCACUAAGAGGGAAUGCACUGUGGUUAUAUUGACCUUGGCUGUGGAUUUAUCGGCAGCAGAGCACUGUGGGUGGAGGCCACUACAAUGGUGCUAAGACUUAACAGUCUUCUGUUUAGGGCCAACAGCCCUGAGCAUCCUGGUGUCUCAGGGAAUCCAUCACAGUCUGGGGGUCCUUCAACCCAGUUCACUCCAUUAUGUUUGGCCAGCACUGCCCUCAUCCCAACCAGUGAACAGGUGCCAGGGAUCUAAAUUAGCUGGUCUUUGUUUAUGUUCAGAUGAGUAAAUGUCCAGAUCACUUAAACUACAGUGGCUUUUCUGGCAGUCUUAUCUGUGGGGCCCAAACUUAAUAAACCACAGGAAAUAGGCUGUCAUUCUUUGUUUGCUGCCAGGCCUUGUUUUAGAUUCAGAGCAUAUGGGUGCACGGAAGAGGUAGGGUUGAUCUCUUAUUUUCUAUCCACAGGCUCUCUGGCCGCUUUCAUAUUCUUGGCUUUUUUUCAUGCAUAGUGAGAUUCCCUUUCUUAGCUAUUUUUUUUUUCACAGCAGUGGAAUAUUGAGUCCCAUUGAAAAUCUGGAAAAGACCUCUAAUUUUGUCUCCUACCCAUUCUUUUACCUGCAGAGUAUCACUGAAAAUGCCUAAUUCCUGGAUCUGUGUUCUAUUUAAAAUAGUUUCACUAAAAAGUAUUUCAGUGAGAAAUGAAUAAAUGUCAUACAUUGCUACGUUUCAGUUAUGUCAAUAAAUCCAUUUACUAAUAUAAAUGUUUUAUUAUUGAAAUUUCCAAUAUUUAUGCACUUUCCUAGUGAUUUACUUUUUUCAUUUUAGUUUUCAUCCAUGAAAAUGAAAUGUAAAUCUGAAGCUUUUCUGUCCUCGAUGUUUCUUUAAAUUUCCAUUUUAUUGGUAGAGUCUAAAUAAUAGCUUAAAGAACUGGCUGCAUGACUGUAUCCCAGAAACUAUGAGAUGUUUCUAAAGAUUGAUGGUCAACUGCAGUGUAAAAAUAUUGCUGAACACCAGUGACAGCAAAGGGGCUGGGUCUGAUCAAGCAUGGCCUGUCUAUUUCUUUUUAUCGGUACCGGGGAUCGAACUCACAACUGCCUGCUUGCAAGGUACGCGCUGAUGCCACUGAGCUAAAUCUCCAGCCCAAGCAUGGCCUGUCUUAAGAAAAAUUAAUUAGAAGCCAAACCCUUUGACUCUCACAAUCAAUAAUUUAAAGGAAUUAUCUUGAGUUGGAGAUCAUUUUUGCCCUUAAAGGAUAUGUUUUUGUAUGAGUUAGGAGUAGUCAGUUAAAGAGCCGUUGUACAGCCUGGAAUGUCUUGUGACUCUCAGCUCCAACAAUGAUAUUACUGCUUCUACAAGGCAGAGAAUUUUCAGUGUUGCUAAGUAAUCGCACAUGACCAGAAGGUCUUCAUUACUUUGCCAAACUCUGAUUUUCAUCAAAGUACAGCAAUAUGGGCACUUACUGUAUAUUAAAGUAUUAAAAUAGA
Molecule: messenger RNA, 6197 nt
Organism: Cavia porcellus (domestic guinea pig)
Lineage: Eukaryota; Metazoa; Chordata; Mammalia; Rodentia; Caviidae
Gene: Tril
Product: TLR4 interactor with leucine rich repeats
Exons: 1
Coding region: 723-3167 (814 amino acids)
Biological process (GO): regulation of cytokine production involved in immune response; toll-like receptor 4 signaling pathway
Cellular component (GO): extracellular matrix; lipopolysaccharide receptor complex
Molecular function (GO): protein binding; lipopolysaccharide binding
Source: RefSeq, a predicted model, not a curated record